Molecule: messenger RNA, 2865 nt
Organism: Zingiber officinale
Lineage: Eukaryota; Viridiplantae; Streptophyta; Magnoliopsida; Zingiberales; Zingiberaceae
Product: protein PSK SIMULATOR 1-like
Exons: 13
Coding region: 616-2541 (641 amino acids)
Biological process (GO): positive regulation of growth
Source: RefSeq, a predicted model, not a curated record
UGUUUGAGUUUGACCAGCUUGUGGUUUGGUUCAUGGGAUUAUUAUCGGCCUCCCGAUUGCGUGGGAAGCGAAAAGAUGCGAUCUUGACCGGGGGAUGAACUAUCAAUCAAUCACUCGUUGAAUCGCCAUAGUUUACCCUCUUCGUUCGACGUUGUUUGAUCGGUUCUGGGAGACAGCUGCGGUCGUUUUCUCCUCUGUGUUCGCCAUUGUAUAUGAUAUGCAUUUUCUACUGAUGUGCCUGAAAUCCGCGAUUGAUGGGCGUUCGUGUCUGACCGAGUCUGAGAUUUGCCAUUAGUGUUACGUUCGGGGAGUAUGUAGAUUCUUCGUCGUUCGGGGAAGCCUUGCAUCGAUCGUUUGCUGUUCCGUUCUCCUUACUGUCUUCCUCCUUUUUUGGCGGUUUUUGAUCCUUUCGACAAGGUACUUCAUGUUUGUGUUCAUCUGUUAGAGCUGCGGCCGCAGUCGAUGUCUGAUUAACUCUUAACAUCAUGUUUAGAAUGCUCCAUAGAAUCCUUGGGUUUGAAGGACAGCUUCUUGUAGCGAUUUUUUUGCCGAGACUUCUGGUUUCUGGUUUGUGAAAAAGGGCGAAAAAUUGGAAUUGAGAAAGCGUUCAGUCAAAUGGGUGGAAUUUGCUCAAAGACAUCGUCUGUGGAUAAAUCGCCUAGUGAUACACUAGAUCCCAAUGGAUGCAGGAAUCAGCCAACAACGAAUCAGCCCAACAAGAAGACACAAGGGAAUGCCAUGGAAGAAGCAAUGGAGAAACGGCUGCGGGAACAACCUUUAACUGGAAACUCUUCAGUCACUUCUGCAGAUGCGACUGAACCACAAUUCUCCACGUCUGCCUCACAAACUUCUAGGCUAACCAAUUCUAAGCCCUGCGCCUUUGGGAAAUCAGGGACAAACAAGGCUUCAGAAGUGAGCUCUGUUUUAGGAAAGGCAGGUAGUAUGGGGCUUGGCAAAGCUGUGGAAGUAUUGGAUACACUUGGUAGUAGUGUCACAAGUUUGCAUCUCAGUAGUAGUUUUGUGGCAGGAAUGUCAACAAAUGGAAACAAAAUAUCCAUUUUAUCUUUUGAAGUUGCCAACACAAUAGUUAAAGGAUCCAAUCUUAUGCAAUCACUUUCAAAGGAGAAUAUAAAGCAUUUGAAGGAAGUUGUACUUCCCUCAGAAGGUGUACAACAUCUGAUAUCUAGAGAUAUGGAUGAAUUGCUAAGCAUUGCUAUUUCUGACAAAAGGGAAGAUCUUAAUGUCUUCUCUAAUGAGGUUGUGCGCUUUGGAAAUCGGUGUAAAGAUCCUCAAUGGCACAAUCUGGAGCGCUAUUUUGUCAGACUGGCAUCAGAACACACAUCUCAAAAUCAGCUGAAAGAAGUAGCAGAAUCAGCUAUUGAACAACUUUUGACAUUAGCUCAACAUACAGCUGAAUUAUAUCAUGAGUUGCAUACUUUGGAUAGAUUUGAGCAAGAUUACAAAAGGAAGCAGCAAGAGGACAAUAGUGCAAGUGGAGUUCAAAGAGGGGAGAAUCUUCAAAUUCUAAAGCAAGAGCUGAAGAGCCAAAGAAAGCAUGUAAAAUCCUUGAAGAAAAGAUCAAUGUGGUCUAAGAAUUUGGAAGAUGUACUGGUGAAGCUUGUAGAUAUUGUCCAUUUCAUACAACUGAAGAUUAGUGAUGCAUUCGGAAAUUCUGAUACUUCUAAACUAACAGAGCAGAGUACAAAGAUAAAUAGAAGAUUAGGACCCUCUGGCCUUGCUCUGCAUUAUGCAAAUAUUGUCACUCAGAUAGACACCCUUGUCUCUCGUUCAGGCUCUGUGCCCCAGAAUUCAAGAGAUUCGUUGUACCAAGGAUUGCCUCCAAAUAUAAAAUCUGCAUUCCGUACUAGGUUGCGAUUAUCUCAAACAAAGGAAGAGCUUACGGUUCCUCAAAUCAAAUCAGAGAUGGAAAAAACAUUGCGAUGGCUUGUCCCCUUUGCCAACAACACAACCAAGGCUCAUCAUGGUUUUGGAUGGGUCGGGGAGUGGGCGAACACUAGUUCUGAAGUUAAUCAAAAACCAGGUGGUCAAGUAGACUUGCUCAGAAUCGAGACACUGCAUCAUGCAGAUAAGGGCAAGACUGACGCAUACAUUCUUGAUUUAGUUUUGUGGCUUCAUCACCUUGUUUGCCAUACCAAAUCAGGGAGUGGAGGGAUCAAGUCGCCCAUCAAAUCUCCUGUCCGUUCACCCACACAAAAUGGAUUGAGUUCGUCAUUGGCCUCAACAACACACAGCUUGCCAAGUUCCACGCUCUGCCAAGAAGAACGAGAAAUGUUGCUGUACAUGAACUCCAGAAAGCUAACCCCUGGAAUUAGCAGAAGUCAGGAGUUUAACACAUCAAAGUCUAAAUUGGGUAAGAACAAGAGGUUGAGCAAGAGCAACAGCCAUUCGCCAACGAGCUGCAGCAAGAAUGACUUUUUCACGACAAGAAGGCCAUCAUUGCUUCCUGUCAUCGACUUUGACAUUGACAGAGUAAAAGCUAUGGAUGUGAUUGAUAGAGUAGAUGAUAUAAGAAAGCAAUGAAGCAUUGACAAACUGUUUCUGGAGUUUGCAGGGAGUUUAUCUCUAUCAAAGUCUUAAGUUCUCGAACAUCCGGAGUAACAAGACGUCAGUCAUCAAGACAAUGCCAAUGUGCCGCAGACAAUUUUUGCAGACAAAACUUCACUAUGUGUGCGCACAAAUACAGCGAGGGUGUGGUUAACUUGUAUCAUUUUACAGCCUGUGGGUUCAAUCAUAAGUGUAAAGGGGGAAAGGUUUCAACUGGUGUGGAACUUUCUAUAUGUACAAAGGCCUGUCGAUGAGUAUUUCUUAUAAACUGAGUUAUAAAUUUGAGCAGUGACUUCUGCA